AUGGCCCAAGCAAUACAAGGCCCUCUCGAUGAGACCGUUUUCAGCGACCCCGGCUGGGCCGUCCGUAAUGGCUGGGGCUGCCUGCACAUCAACUCCAUCCUGCAUUACUUCGGCUCCUCGCCUUUCAUGGAUCCCACCUCCAACAAUCGCGUCCUCAUGGUGCAGGCGCAGAGCAACCAGGACACCUGGAACAGAAUCAUCGACUACCAGCGCUUCGAAGCCACGCUCCGGGGCAUGCAAGGCAUCGAGUACGUCGUCACCGGCACGCCGCAGCAGCUCAACGCCCAAGGCGAAGACACCGGCAUCUGGGUGAUACGCAAGCAGAACCGGCGGAAGCGGCCCGGCGCGCAGGACGAAGUCACAACACUAGGGACCUACUACAUCGUCGGCGAAAACAUCUACCAAGCGCCCUCCGUCGGCGACGUCCUCAACCACCGCCUCCUAACCUCCACAACCGCCUUCUCCAAAUUCGUCAGCCUCGCCUCCUCCCUCCCGCUCUUCACCCCCGCGACCGGCCACACCUACCUCCCCGCCACCUACAAACCCGCCACCAAAACCAUUGACCCCGCCCGGAGCCGCGCCACAACUCCCGGCCUCGAGCCCCCGCCCUCCUCCCAAGCCAGCAUCUCGCAGCCCGUCGCAGGCAAACCGACACCCAAAAUCACCGCCACCGACGCCCGCACCCUCUUCGACAGCCUCGCUCUCUCCCUGCGCUACGGCCACGAAUUCAUGGACGAGAACCCGCUCAAGGGCGAGCCGGGCUCCUUCCACUUCUCCGCCACGAGCCAGGCCGUGUACGAGCAGCGGCUGCAGCGGGAGAGAGCUGCGCAGGCGGCGGCAGCGGCGGCUGCUGCUGCUGCAGCACAGUCUGCGCCGUCUACGCAGGGGAGCCAGCCGGGGAGUCAGGUUCAGAGCGCCGUGGGGACGCCGAUGCGGGAUGAGGGGAGGGAUAAGCCGAGUCCGGGGCGGAAGGGGAGUGAGGGGAAGCCGAAGGCAAAGAGGAGGAAAAGCAAGGCGCCGACGAGUCCGAGUACGCCGAUUGCUGCGUAG
Messenger RNA from Coniosporium apollinis CBS 100218, 1050 nucleotides. RefSeq lists its product as uncharacterized. Gene Ontology annotation, cellular component: core mediator complex; mediator complex. The transcript has a single exon. Gene Ontology annotation, molecular function: transcription coactivator activity. Gene Ontology annotation, biological process: regulation of transcription by RNA polymerase II. Bases 1 to 1050 code for a protein of 349 amino acids. The record is from RefSeq and is a predicted model, not a curated record. NCBI's taxonomy places the organism in Eukaryota, Fungi, Ascomycota, Dothideomycetes.